Messenger RNA from Carlito syrichta (Philippine tarsier), 564 nucleotides. Its product is annotated as gephyrin-like. Gene Ontology annotation, cellular component: cytoplasm; postsynaptic specialization; postsynaptic membrane. Gene Ontology annotation, biological process: Mo-molybdopterin cofactor biosynthetic process; molybdenum incorporation into molybdenum-molybdopterin complex; gamma-aminobutyric acid receptor clustering. The record is from RefSeq and is a predicted model, not a curated record. Lineage: Eukaryota; Metazoa; Chordata; Mammalia; Primates; Tarsiidae. The annotation marks the transcript as partial. The transcript is spliced from 7 exons. Gene Ontology annotation, molecular function: molybdopterin molybdotransferase activity.
AUGGUCAUUACUGUGAAGGAGAGGGAUGUGGUGUCAUGUGAGAUUCCAGACUCCAUCAUUUCUCGUGGUGUUCAGGUGCUCCCACGAGACACAGCCUCCCUCAGCACUACUCCUUCAGAAUCGCCUCGUGCUCAGGCUACAUCUCGCCUCUCUACAGCUUCCUGCCCAACACCAAAACAAAUUAGACGGCCGGAUGAAAGCAAAGGAGUUGCUAGUAGAGUUGGAUCCCUCAAAGUCCAGUCCAGAUGCAGCAGCAAGGAGAACAUUCUCAGAGCCAGUCACAGUGCUGUUGAUAUCACCAAGGUGGCUAGACGACACCGCAUGUCUCCUUUUCCUCUGACAUCUAUGGACAAAGCCUUUAUCACAGUCCUGGAGAUGACUCCGGUGCUUGGGACAGAAAUCAUCAAUUACCGAGAUGGAAUGGGGCGAGUUCUUGCUCAAGAUGUAUAUGCAAAAGACAACCUACCCCCCUUUCCAGCAUCAGUAAAAGAUGGCUAUGCUGUCCGAGCCGCUGAUGGCCCAGGAGAUCGUUUCAUCAUUGGGGAAUCCCAAGCUGGUGAACAG